Molecule: messenger RNA, 1437 nt
Organism: Cannabis sativa
Lineage: Eukaryota; Viridiplantae; Streptophyta; Magnoliopsida; Rosales; Cannabaceae
Product: polygalacturonase inhibitor
Exons: 1
Coding region: 288-1298 (336 amino acids)
Molecular function (GO): protein binding
Source: RefSeq, a predicted model, not a curated record
CUAUAUAUAUUUCCGAAAUUAAUCAUUUAAAAUGCCCCAGAAAAUGGUUUAACAGAUUUGGAGCAUGUUACUGUAGGUAUACUUUGAAGUUGACUUACACUAAAGUAUCAUCAUUAUUAAGACUUGAGUCGUCCAAAGACCAAAAUUUCAUCACUAUGUGCAUCAUCGAAAAACAAAAUCUACCCAAGCCAAAUGAAUCCCAAUAUCAAUAUUAUCAUUUCAAAAAGAAAAGCCUUGAACUAUAUCCAAUGCGCGCUUAGAAAGCCCACAAACCAAAACCCAUUGAGAUGGAGAACAAAUUAGUGACCCCCAUUAUCUUUACUCUCCUCUUCUUCUCCUCCUGGUUCCAGCUCCAACCUUGUCUCUCCGUGCUAUGCAACAAUGAUGACAAAAAAGUCCUCCUCCAAAUCAAGAAAGCUUUCAAUGACCCCUAUUACCUCACCUCAUGGGAUCAACACACCGACUGUUGUUAUUGGUGCUGCCUCAAGUGUGACCGUAAAACGCACCGUAUCAUCGCUUUAACAAUCAAUUCACCUGGUUCUUUCACGGGACCAAUCCCGGCCCAACUCGGAGACCUCCCUUACCUCGAAAACCUCAGCCUCCGCAAACAAGUUAACAUCACGGGUCCCAUCCCACCAUCCAUUGCUAAACUCAAAAACCUAAAGUUCCUCCGUUUAGACUCCAACAGUCUAACCGGAUCCAUCCCAGAUUUCUUAAGCCAACUCACCAACCUCAUGGACCUAGAUCUAUCUUUCAACAACCUAACUGGAACCAUCCCGGCCUCGCUCUCCAAGCUACCAAACCUUAGCUACCUCGGGCUAGACCGGAACAAAUUAACCGGACCAAUCCCGGACUCGUUCGGAGAGUUUAAAGUAGAAGGUUUGUUUUUGGUGCUGUCUCAUAACCAACUGUCAGGUAAAAUUCCAGAUUCGUUUGGAGAAAAGGACUUCGGUUCUAUAGACUUGUCCAGGAACAAGCUUGAAGGUGACCCGCAUGCGUUAUUUGGGUUGAGUAAGACUGUUGAGCAUAUAGACCUGUCGAGGAAUUUGCUGGAGUUUGACAUGUCUAAGAUUGAAAUUUCAAAGAGUUUGACCUCGUUGGAUCUUAAUCAUAAUAAGAUAACGGGGAGUCUUCCUGUGGGAAUAACCGCACUGGAUAAUUUGUAUAGUUUCAAUGUGAGUUAUAAUAGGUUGUGCGGGAAGAUUCCGGUGGGUGGGAAUUUGCAGAAAUUCGAUAACACAUCGUAUUUCCAUAAUCGUUGCUUAUGUGGUGCUCCGUUACAAAGCUGUAAAUUGUAAAUUGAAUUGUUAAACAACAUCAAUGCCUGUUUGUAACGGAGAUUAGUGUCUCAACAAUUAAUCACAUUCAGUAUAAUUAUGUAGUGAAUUCCUGAUUUAUUGAGUUUUAACUUUUCUGGUUACAUAUUAUUGUAACGGA